ACAAACGAGAUUCCAAAGCUUGGAGCGUUGCGCUGGCAAGUUAUUUACUAAGGAAAUAUUCUUUAUGUUUCGUGAUAUUCUUGCAAAGUCUGCAGAGAUGGUUGUGGCAACAUGCAAUCAAACUUAUACAUGCUUUAUAUACACAGUUCGCAAGUACCAAGCGUCAAAAAGGGAGUGGAACGUAUCAUUCUAUCCUGAUGAUGACGUGUUUAAAUGUUCUUGCAAGAAGAUGGAAUCAUUUGGCCUCCCGUGUGAACAUAUUAUUGCACUAUUGAUAUUUUUAGAUGUCGCAGAAUUGCCAAAGUCUCUGGUGGCAGAUCGGUGGACAAAGAACGGGAAGGAAGAGAUAUGUAGAACAAAUAAGCAUCUUCCAAAAUAUUGGGAUUCACACAAGUCGUCGAGAUAUUCUACUCUUAUGUUUCGAUAUAUGCGUUUGAGCAAAUUAGUAAGUGAGAAUGGUGAAGAUUUCGAUGAUCAUAUGAAACAGGCUGCUGCUGAUAUCCGAAAAAUGGAAGCAAAAAGGGGCUUACAUGAUGAUGGACCCACAAAUUCAAGUGAACUUGUCCAGGAGACACUGAAGGAUCCUGCUCUAGCUAGAACUAAAGGAUGCGCUGGCGAUUCUUCAUCACGUCAGAAAAAAAGGAAGCGGACUCAGUGUUCUAUUUGCGGAAAAUUUGGCCAUAACAAGCAAACAUGUUCAUUUCCUCGACAUAAUGCUAACAUGAAAAAUUCGUCACUCGGAGAUUUUCACAACAUUGAAUUCAGUGAUGACUCUUUGCAUAACGAUCUUGAUUGAAUUGUAAAAGCGCAUCUAUAAGUGUGAAAACGGAUGCACCUCGAAUGUUAAAAUUGGUCAUGCAAGAUGAUUCAAGAAAUUCGUAGAAUUCUUUCACUGGCUAUUGGAUCUCAAUUCAUUUCUUUUCUGUUUGUUUUUAUUAAAAUAUUUUGUUGCAUGGAUGAUGUAUUUGUUCCCCACUUGAUGAUAGUUACGUAUUUCAGUUGUGCCUUUUCUAUC
Messenger RNA from Vicia villosa (hairy vetch), 1015 nucleotides. RefSeq names its product protein FAR1-RELATED SEQUENCE 5-like. Gene Ontology annotation, molecular function: zinc ion binding. The transcript has 3 exons. Lineage: Eukaryota; Viridiplantae; Streptophyta; Magnoliopsida; Fabales; Fabaceae. The record is from RefSeq and is a predicted model, not a curated record. Bases 65 to 796 code for a protein of 243 amino acids.